Molecule: messenger RNA, 1084 nt
Organism: Syngnathoides biaculeatus (alligator pipefish)
Lineage: Eukaryota; Metazoa; Chordata; Actinopteri; Syngnathiformes; Syngnathidae
Gene: dnajc24
Product: DnaJ (Hsp40) homolog, subfamily C, member 24
Exons: 5
Coding region: 145-636 (163 amino acids)
Biological process (GO): positive regulation of ATP-dependent activity
Molecular function (GO): ferrous iron binding; ATPase activator activity
Source: RefSeq, a predicted model, not a curated record
UUCGGUUUUGGGACGUGGAACGAAUAUUUGUACGCUUUGUUGUCCUUCCGGACUGAUAACAGCAGCGCGCACCUUUGCUUUGGACUAUAUACAUAUCUGAAGAUUUUAAGUCUAAGAGUAACGACAGCAGCGAUUUUCCCAGGUAUGUGUGAGGCAGGAGAGAAGGAUCUCUAUGCUGUUCUCGGUGCCAGCCCUUCGGAUUCAGUCCAGCAACUCCGACACAGAUAUCAAAAGCUGGCCCUACAGUGCCACCCGGACCAUCUUGGAGAUGUGUGUGACUCAGGAGCAGAGAUGUUUCUCGAAAUUGAUGCAGCCUGGAAAAUCCUGUGUGAACACGAUGCUAGGAGUCAAUACGAUCAACAGAGGAGAGCUCGAGAACUUAAACAGGACUGGCCAGUCGACUGUUUGAUCUCACUGGAGGACAUGACAUGUGACCCGGGUGAGUGUGUGUACACAUAUUGCUGCCGCUGUGGUGGACAUUUCAGCUUGACAGAAGAAGAGAUGAAAUGGAGGCAAGAGAAUGAUGAUGAAGACAAAACAAAUGAGAGCCAACAUGUGGUUCUAUGCUGUGAUACUUGCUCCCUCAGUAUUUAUGUCAAACUGUCAUUGACUAACAAAAAUAAAGUUUCAAUGUAAGUGGUGGAAACAAUACAUCAAUAUCCUUCUGUGAGCAGGGCCAGGAUAUGAGUAGAUUUUUUUCCCUUUUGUAUAGAAGAGUCCUUGUCUUCUUCUUUUCCUUUCGGCUUGUCCCAUUAGGGAUUGCCACAGCAUGCAAUCUUUUUCCAUUUAAGCCCAUCUCGUGCAUCUUCCUCUCUAACGCCCACUGUCCUCAUGUCUUCCCUAACAACAUCCAUCAACCUUUUCUUUGGUCUUCCUCUCACUCGUUUUUCCUGGCAGCUCCAUCCUCAGCACCCUUCUCCCAAUUUACUCAUGCUCUCGCCUCUGGACAUGUCCAAAGCAUCAAAGUCUGCACUCUCGAAUCUUGUCUCCAAAACAUCCAACUCUGGCUGUUCUUCUAAAUGAUCUGAUUUCUAAUCCUAUCCAACGUGCUCACUCCGAGUGAGAACUUCAACAUCUUAAUUCC